CUUCGCAGAACGCGCAAACACAGUGAUCAGUGGUCAAGACACUGAUGAGGUGCUAUAUUUAGAGUAGCUUCAUGUUUAUAGUAUAAAAAUAAAAGAUAUGUAAAAUAAACAAACAUCAUGAGCAAAAAGUGUAUGAGUUAUUAAAUAAUCAACAGUAAAUACAGUGAUUAAUUUUAUUGUGUCGUGUUUUCGUGUACAUACUUAACAUCUAUAGAGUAGUUUCUGUACAUAAUGACCGCAGUUGUCAUGGCGUCGGACGGAAGCUAUGAUCCAGUAAUUUCUAAGUUGAUUACAUCGCUCAAAGAAGCAGAAAGCUUGUCAGAUGAGAAGGAUCUUGGGUUCUUGCAAAAUUUGCUGCAGUCGAAGGAACUCAAUGCACUUGUUAACGUACAUAGCAAGGUGGCCAAAAUUAACAAGGAUGACAGAAUAGCACCGUUGCUCUCUGCGUCCGUGCAGAUUCUGAUGGAAGUACUGGAGCUGCUGGCUCCGAGAUGCCAUAUUUCUCCACUUUGCAAAGAGGUAUUCCAUCUACUUCAAACACCGCAUUUGCAGAGUAUUCUUUUCGCUCAUGAUGCGAUCGCGCAAAAAGAUUUCUAUCCACAUCUUCCGGAUAUCCCUGUGGAAGUUGACGAAGACGAAGAAACUAUCAAAAUCGUACAACUUGUGAAAAGUAAUGAACCUCUGUGUGCUGGAGCACAAAGUGCGGAACCAAUCGUUGGCGCUACUAUUAAAACAGACGAGGAGACGGGCAAAAUCAUUAUCGCAAGGAUCAUGCACGGUGGAGCGGCAGAUCGUUCGGGCCUUAUUCACGUUGGCGAUGAGGUGAUUGAAGUGAAUAACAUUAACGUCGAGGGUAAAACACCAAGCGAUGUUCUAUCAAUUCUGCAAAACUCGGAAGGUACGAUCACAUUCAAGCUUGUACCAUCGGAUGGUAAGCUGGACCAACGUGAAAGUAAAGUGCGGGUGAAGGCGUACUUUGACUACGAACCUGAAAACGAUCCCUACAUCCCUUGCAAAGAAGCUGGCCUAGGAUUCCAGCGCGGUGAUAUCCUGCAUAUUGUAUCUCAGGAUGAUUCCUACUGGUGGCAAGCGCGCAAGGAAGGUGAAAAGACAACACGCGCCGGAUUGAUACCAAGUCGAGCACUGCAGGAGCGUCGCAUCCUGCAUGAACGAACUCAAAAGGAACCGAACGGCGAUGCAAAAAAAGGUUCAUGUGCCUCCAUCUGCUCUACUCCACCCGGUUCACCAAAUCCAAACCAUCCUUGUGGUGGACCAAAGACUAAAAAGAUUAUGUAUGAUACAGCUGAGAACGAUGAUUUUGAUCGAGAAAUGAUCGCCACUUACGAGGAGGUAGCAAAGCUGUACCCGUGUCCCGGUGUCUUUCGACCCAUCGUCUUAAUCGGUGCACCCGGCGUGGGUCGAAACGAGCUGAAGCGUCGACUGGUGGCCCGAGAUCCAGAAAAAUACAAAAGUCCAGUUCCAUACACCACGCGGCCUAUGCGCCCCGGAGAGGUUGCCGGAAGGGAGUAUCUGUUCGUGACAAGGGAAAAAAUGGAAGCGGAUAUUGCGGCCAGCAAGUUUAUUGAACAUGGCGAGUACAAAGGACAUCUGUACGGUACGGCGGCCGAUAGUGUGAAAAGCAUCGUAAAUGCUAGCUGCGUCUGUGUCCUUGGACCGCACUAUCAAGCGCUGAAAUCAUUACGGACAGCUCAACUAAAGCCAUACAUUGUACAUAUUAGACCACCGGCGUUUGAGGAGUUGAAAAAAUCUCGUACGAAAGCUCGGGCACGCUCCACGUUCGAUGAAAACAAUUCACGAGGUUUUACGGACGAAGAAUUUAUGGAAAUGAUCAAAUCGGAUGAGCGCAUCAAUUUUCAUUACGGCCACUUCUGUGACGAGGAGAUCGUGAACGAUGAUCUUUCUGAGGCGUUCGAAAAGUUGGUAAAUUUUGCCAACAAAUGCGAAACCGAGCCCCUCUGGGCACCCGCCAGUUGGGUGCAGUAGGAAAGCGUUGGCUCACAUCGGUAUGAUUAAACUUAAAUUGUUGGAAAUUGUUCAUCCUGGUUCAUACCAGUUUUAUCUAAUUUAGUUUUGUUAAGUUCAUUGCUCGCAAAAUUUUGUUUUGUAUCUAAAGUUCAUUGUCCAUUUAACAGCAUUGAUUGAUCAUUAAUUUUGCCUUAUCAAGUUUGAAAUUAUAUCCAUUUUGUUAUCAGCAUUAUGAUUUUUGUUAUAAUAUUGUUUACACAUAAUAAACGAUUGAUUGUGAACACUUUGUGCAGACAUUAGUUUGAUUUUUUUUGUUUACCUUUGAUUUCGGCACGUUGAAAGGGCGAACAAUUUGAAAUAGGAUGUUAAAAUGUUAUUCUGAGGUGCUUUACUAUGGGAUAGUUGUACAAACGCCAAACAACAAAGUGUGGGGGAAAGAAACAGCACUAUCCUAUUAUUACUUGACGGAGGUUUAUAAAUUGGCUUAUUAAAAAGUAAUACUAUUUAACAAAAAAAAAACAAGACGUAAUGAUAAAAAGCCAGGAAUUGUGUUGUAUUGUGUGUGUGUGUGUGUGUGUGUGUGUGUGUGUGUGUGUGUGUGUGUGUGUG
Anopheles merus is the source of this 2595-nucleotide messenger RNA. Its product is annotated as MAGUK p55 subfamily member 7-like. The coding region runs from base 232 to 2004 and encodes 590 amino acids. Lineage: Eukaryota; Metazoa; Arthropoda; Insecta; Diptera; Culicidae. The record is from RefSeq and is a predicted model, not a curated record. Gene Ontology annotation, molecular function: protein binding. Gene Ontology annotation, cellular component: cell-cell junction; plasma membrane. The transcript is spliced from 12 exons.